Molecule: messenger RNA, 2402 nt
Organism: Diaporthe batatas
Lineage: Eukaryota; Fungi; Ascomycota; Sordariomycetes; Diaporthales; Diaporthaceae
Exons: 5
Coding region: 181-2217 (678 amino acids)
Source: RefSeq, a predicted model, not a curated record
GCCUGGCACAAAUCAUGUCCAAAAUGGUGCACGAGACAACUCAUCUCCCGUCUCCAGCGGCACAGGUCCCUUACUCCAUGCUUAAUCAACCCGCAAAAAUUACACCCAAGCACUUCAACGGCGUUUGGCAGACCGCUGCAUCCCAUAUGCGCGUCGUCAUGUUGUGAAGGAACCUGAUGCAUGCCACUGCAUUCUUCUUUGCGAGAACGAUCCCAACCUUGCACCUCCAUGACUGACAAGAAAUACGUGAACAUGGCACAGAUCAACCGACCUAUCGUUGUCAGACCCACGCUCUUGACAAACAGUGCGGCCGAGUUUGUUGAGAAUCACAUCGACUCGGCCCUGGAAAUGGACAUAUCGGGAAAUGCCCAGGCAGAGUUCGUACCCGAGCAUGACCGAUUCGAGUUGGCAAACAGCAUCACCACUGUCGAUUAUUAUCAAGAGUCGAGGAAGAGAAUCAAGGAAUUCGAAGAAACCCUCGAACGAUUUUCAAAAAGGCUCGAAAAGAACGACCUGGCCAGAAAAAUAGACAUCACGUUGAAGAAACCGGGCGAAUACAACCUCAAGGACGUGCUUCAAAUCGCCGAUAAGGUCUGUGAGAGACAUAAGAACGCAGACGACGUGAAGAGCUGUACCGGUGCGAUCCGGAAGUGUUUCCGCGCUGUUGGGAAAAACGCGAGCCCUCUCCAGUGCUUGCUCAACUUCGUGCCUAGUGAUGCAUAUGGUUCUGUUAUUUCCGGGGGUUUCGCGGUGAUUCUGGCUGCUGCCGAGCGAGUCGAGUCUCUCCGUGAGAGUAUAUAUGCUGCCCUCGAGCAGGUUCCGAAGAAGCUCCGGAUCGUCCAGGCGUUGAGCGAUGUCAACUAUAGAUCUGAGAACCUCUAUCUAGCUGUUGACGCGGUCUUUGUCUCCCUGCUCAAGGUUCUCGAUAGAAUCGUGGAAGAAUUGUCAAAGAAUAUGGCCAAGAAGGGCUUCAAGGCCGUUAUUAAGGGUAAAGCCUAUGGAAAGGAGAUUGAUGAGUCCCUGAAAGAUCUUGAAGAGGCACUCGGCCAUUUUAAAGAAGAGGCACAUAUUUGCAGCGAGCAGAGGCUGGGGAGACUGGAAGAGCACAUGCUCUCGUUCAAACAAAAUGCGGCUACACUGGAAGGAAACCAGCGAGCAACGAUGAGCGUCCUGAACAAGAUGUAUAGACUUUUCACGAGCAGCGAAGCCUUCGACCCUCGCACUGGGAAAGCUCGCACGGCAGACUACCUCCUGGCUCAGGGCGCGAACCCGCCACUGUUGAUACUAUCCAGAUCGGUCACGCCCGAGCCAUCGCCGAAGCUCAACAAGAAGGUACUCAAGGGGUGGGCGGCGCGGCUCCCAGUCGACUUUGUCUCAGCAGCCGCGAGGGACAUUGGCGACUCACUUAGGUCCAGCCUCCACCCGGCGCAGGAGAACCAGGUCCAGUACAUCAUGACAUCCGAGAAGCUCCUGGGGUGGCUCGAAGAUUCGAAACCAGGCCUGCUGGUGCUGCAGGCCCAGACCGCACCGCAGACCCAGGCAAACGCCAUCUCCCUCUCCUCCGCCUUCCUGGCACAGAUCCUGCGGGAGAGCCACGACAGCCCGGUGUUGUACCACUCGUGCGGGCUGCGCACCGAGGAGGGCCCCCGCGGCGCCGAGACAUCGGGCACCAUCGCCCUCAUCAACAGCCUCAACUCGCAGCUUGCGCGCCAGCUGAGCCGCCGCGCAGACCUUUCGUUCCUCGGGGAAGACAGAUAUCGAAAAAAGGCCCAGAGGCGCCCCCGCCCCGCCGUGAAGCUCCUCAAGCGCCUGAUAAGCGAGGUGCCCGAGAAGAAGACCGUCUUUGUUAUCAUCGACUCGCUGUCUCGGCUGAGUGGCGACGCAGAAAGCGAAGCGGGGGCGAUAAGGGCGAUUUCACAGCUCGUCGACGACCGGGAGGAAGGGGGUCCCGCGGUCAAGAUCCUGAUGACGGACCUCCUCCCCGAGCACAUGCUUCAGCUCCAGCCCCUCGGCGAAGAGCUGUACGUGCCGGACCGUGUCGACGUCGGCGGCCACGGGCUUAAUGCUGAUUACUUGCGUGAGGUAUCUGGGGCUUCUAUUGGGAGGUUCGAGGAGCGCCGCCGUGGUGGGGGGUCUCCUGGCGAUCCUGCAGACUCUGGCGAGGAUUUGGACGGCUCUGGGAGUGACGUUGAGACUACUGAUGACGAGAGCGACUAAAGAUCGUGACUUGAAAGAGCACAAGGAUCAUGGACGCUUCUAAAGUUGAAUGCAAAUAUAUGAGCAUUAGGCAGAAGCUAUCCAGGUAGCAUUGCGUGUUACCCAUAGACCAGAGUUCUUCAUCUAUAUAUCUUCACUUUUAUAGAUGUCAAGUGAGCACAACACGGAUAUUUCCGAAAUUUUAG